Trematosphaeria pertusa is the source of this 1290-nucleotide messenger RNA. RefSeq lists its product as uncharacterized. Gene Ontology annotation, molecular function: protein binding. Bases 419 to 1177 code for a protein of 252 amino acids. Lineage: Eukaryota; Fungi; Ascomycota; Dothideomycetes; Pleosporales; Trematosphaeriaceae. The transcript is spliced from 3 exons. The record is from RefSeq and is a predicted model, not a curated record.
AUUCCGAUCGUAGGGCCUCCAGGCUGGGCGCAUUGCCAUCACUGGCGAUACACUCAGUAGAUAUCUUGAAAGGGAAAGUCUACGUUCUAGCAAGUCUCAAGUCUUUCUCCGCUAAAUGCCUCCAGGAAGAGGCUUUCGUAGUCGAAAGCUGAGACAUACUGGAGCCUGUACCCCCUACGGAUUGAUGGUGCUGACGGUGAGCUACGGGCUCGUCUUGCGGUUGCGGCUUGGCCAUGGAAAUUGUGCGAGUGCAGUAUGACCUAGAGCGCCCGAGUGAUACUUUCACACAAACCUGUGAAGCAGCUCAAGUAACUGCAACAUCCACUGGACGUAGAAAAUGGGUGACUAAAUAACGACCCAGGGCUCUCCCCUAUAUGAAUCCUUUACCCUACUCUUUAAGCCCGCAACUCCCUAAACCAUGGCAACCUCACCCGCACCCUCCAUGUCUGAGCCCGCCCCACCAUCUGGCGUGAGCGGAGCCCACUUCGGAAAACAACUCGGCCUCAAGCAGUACUGCAACUCGCCCACCAUGUCCGACAUCAUUAUCCGCUUCGGCUCCUCAGGCGAGCGCAUGUUCUACGGCCACAAGGUCGUGCUUUGCGCUCGCUCCUACUGGUUCCAAGCUGCCCUGAACGGACGCUUCAUUGAGAGCGUCUCCACGGAAAUCCAACUCCACGACGACAACGAUGACGCGCUCCAAUACGUCCUCGAAGCCGCCUACCUCCCGCCCCUCCCCGAGGGCUGGGAUCCCGACCAAAAGCACGCCACCCCCGCUAAUGACGCGCAGCCGGAGGACAUCUCGAGUGCGAACAAACUCGCGCUCUUCUGGCUGCGCUGCCUCCGCGUCGCGGACAAGUACGACUUCGCAGACAUGCAAGCCCGCUUGCAAGAGUAUGCGGGGCACGAGCUGGACGACUACACGACCUUAGCCGCAUGCCAUACGGCGUGCACUCCCGGCUUCCUCGAAGUGGUCCGCGAGAUUUACGACCUGCCUCCUACGCUUGCAUCAAAGGUGCGAAUCCAGUUCUUCGACUGUGUGAUGUGUACCCGCAGUUUGUGGAGCUCCACGGCUGUGAUGUUGCGCUGUGUGGCUAAGCAGCAUGCCGAGUUCGCUCAAGAGCUGCUCGAUCAUAUGCUGCGGGAUGAAGAGAAGCAGGAGGAUAAACUGGCGCAAUAGAGGAUGUUGGCCGUGAAUGCGCACGUGGAAUGCGAGAAGUACGCGCGCCUGAUCGUAUAUGAGCACGGCAGUGUCUGAACAAGAAUCUUGCACAGGCUAGCUCGGAGGGUUUG